Sinocyclocheilus rhinocerous is the source of this 777-nucleotide messenger RNA. RefSeq names its product prepronociceptin-like. Gene Ontology annotation, biological process: chemical synaptic transmission; neuropeptide signaling pathway; sensory perception. The record is from RefSeq and is a predicted model, not a curated record. Gene Ontology annotation, molecular function: opioid receptor binding. Bases 19 to 732 code for a protein of 237 amino acids. Lineage: Eukaryota; Metazoa; Chordata; Actinopteri; Cypriniformes; Cyprinidae. The transcript is spliced from 2 exons. Gene Ontology annotation, cellular component: plasma membrane; dendrite; neuronal cell body.
CUGUUAACACACUGCGUGAUGAAGACUCCACUGUGGACGCUACUGUUGCUUGGACUGUGUAACCCAGCAUGGUGUGACUGCCAGAAGGAUUGCCUCUUCUGCAGCCAAAAACUGCCUAAUGAAUAUGCCUUCAACAAUUUGGUGUGUCUGGUGGAGUGUCAUGGUAAACUUUCUCCAGGCAACACCUGGGAGAUGUGUCGCAGGACCAUUGUGGAGCAGAAACCAAAAGCCUUGCUAUCAGUUGGCAAUGGCAUGCUGAAAAGAGCAGAGGAGGAAGCGGACAUCUCUCUGCCUGUGGACCAGGAUGAUGGCCAGUAUUCUGAAACCCUCCAGAGGUUCGACCACAUAACACGGGCCUUGGGAAUGGAUGAUCAGGACCAAGAUAUGCAGCUCAGUAAAAAAUACAAGUUCCUGCAAGUACAGUCAGCACAAGAAUCUGAGGAAGAGCAGGAUAGAGAUGGUGAGAUGGAAGGCGAUGAGGAAGAGGCUGCCGUCCACCUAAUCAAACGCUUUGGAGGCUUCCUCAAAAACAAGUAUGGCUACAGGAAGUUCAUGGAUCCUGGAAGGUCUUUGCAAAAAAGAUAUGGGGGUUUCAUAGGCGUCCGCAAAUCCGCCCGCAAGUGGAACAACCAGAAGCGUUUUAGCGAGUUCCUCAAGCAGUAUUUGGGCAUGAGUACUCGCUCUAGUGAGUUUAAUAGUAUGUCUGCUGAUGUCACCCAACAGAAUGAAUAAGUUUUGACCUUUGAAGUGAAUAAACUUACCAAGCAAACCAUUUGU